AUGCCGCCUUUUACGACCCCGAGGGCCGACGCGCGUCGCCAUCAGCAGCUACAGCAGCGGCAGCGGAGUCGCGCGCCGUGGCUCGCCGGCUGGAAUCGCCAGUGCCUCGCUGCGAUCAAUCUAGACGUCGCCUGGGCGCGCUUCGUCAAGGCAGUCGGCCGGCGGUUAGAGCCCCCAAACCGGCCGGCUAAGUUCGGUUACUAUGCCGGCUGUUACGGCUGCCUAGCCGGCGUGGCGCUAGUCUGCGCGCUUCUCGUCGUCCUCCCGCUCAUUCUCCAGCGCCGCGCGUUUCUCUCCCCUUCCGCCUUGCGCGCCGCGUCAUCCAUCGACCGCGAGGCGCUGGCGCUGGCGGUGGAGCGGCGCGGGCCGUACAUCGACUCCGCUGACAUCAGCGCCGCAUCCGCGUGGCCCUCCGCGCUCGACGACCUGCCGCCUCCCCGCGAUGCUUCCGCGCGCGAGUCAGUCGCGCGCGGCGAGGGGGGUGCGGGUGGCGAGGUGGUGACAGGGGGGAAAGGGGAGGGUGAAACGCGGGAGGAGGAGGGGGGGUUUCUAGGGGGGAAACAGCAGGGGACAGGGGAGCGGAGAAGGGGAGGGGAAGCGGAGGGGGGCGCGGAGGCAGCGUGUGCGACAGGAGGCGCGGGGUGCCCGUACCCCGACAUUGUCGUGCGCGCCAAGGGUCCACUGCAUGCGCGCAUGGAGGCGGUGUGUGCGGGGUACGCCAUCACGCAGCUGCUCGCCAUGAAGCUCUCCCCGCCCGUCGUUGACGCCGUCGGUGUCCCCCACCCCCACAGCCCCCAUGCUGGUUCCGCUGGCGCUACUGGCGCUGCGGGUAUGGAUGCUGCCGCUGCUGCUGCUGGCAGCAGUGGGGGCAGCAGCAGCAGCGGGGUGGUGGAGGGGCCAGGGGUGGGAGAGGAGGGGGUGAGGCAGCUACGGCUGGCGGUGCUGUGGCAGCCGGACAGCGGUGUGUGGGACGCGCACUUCCACCACCUCUUCCACCCGCUGCCGCUCUCGCCCUCCCUGCCUGACGACCACGACGCACCGCUCAACGGGUCACACAACGACUCACGCACUGCGGGUGCAGCGACGGUGACGGUGCUGCAUGAGAAGCCGCUGUGGCUGCACUCGCCACACUACGCUGAAGGAAGGCUCGACCUGGACAUCGUGCCAGCUCCAGCACAGUCUCCGCCACGUCAGCAGCCACCUCAGCAACCACAGCCGCAGCCGCAGCCGCAACCACAGCCAGGCCAUCCGCAGCCGCAGCACAACCCGCACGGGGCACAGCAGGCGCCGUGGCUGGUGGAGCAGCCGCCCAUCCCCUUCUCCACCCAACCUCACACUACUCGCCGCCGCCUGCUGGGCACUGGCGCCAACAGGGUGGGCACUGGCACCGGCACUGGCAGGGCGCGCUCCUCCCAGCAGCUCAGCAGCGGCCGCCUGGCCUCUGCCCGCCUGCUCUUCUCGCCUCCUGGGUCCUCCCCUUCCGGAGAUGAGCCUGGCACGCAGAUCAGUGGCGGGCAGAGCAGUGCUGGUCAGAGCACUGGAUGGGGGCAGAGCACGUCACGAAGGCGACUGGCAGAAGCGGCAGGAGGCAACACAGGAAGCUCAGGAAGCACAGGUGGUAGCAGUGGUGGCGGUGGCAACACAGUGUCUGUGAGCCUGCAUCUGCUCUCGUCCCUGCGCAGUGCUGCUACAAGCAUGGAGGUGGUGAGUGCAUGGGGUGUAGCAACGGUGGCACCAGGCUCAGAGGAGGCGAUGGAGCUGCAGGCGUCCAUGGUGGAGUGCUAUGGCAUGCUGCAGCCCUCGCCUGCCGUGCACGAGAUAGUGGCACGGGAGAACCUCACUCACGUGCGCCACAGCACCGCCGUCUACAUGGAGCCAGUGCUAUCAGGGUGCACGGGCUGUGAUGUCAAGCAGUUGGUCAACUGCACGGCGCGGCGCCUCAUGUGGCUCUUCCUCGCGCACCCCGCCACCGCCACCACGCUCGCCGCCUUCUGGCCCUCGCAGGCCCUCGCCGUCGCCCACACCUUCCACCCCGCGCGCCAGCCGCACCUCCUCCGCACCACUCUGCACCGCUCUGAACAGUGCCGGCCGAACCCCCAGCGUGGGGAGAUGGCACCACCGCCCAUCGUGCCGCACCCGUGGACGCCCAAGCAGAUCGUGGAGAAGCGGCACCGCGCUGACAUGGCCAAGAACGUGAGCCGCGCCGACGCUGCUGCUGCUGACGUGGCGAUGAGUGUGGCGAGCAGGAAGGAGCGCAAGGAGUGGCUGGAUAAGGCGGUGCAGGAGCAGCUGCAGGCGGAGAAGCGGAGCGCGCGAGGCACGGGCGAGGGCGGAGGGGAGGAGGGGAGCGGGGCAGGAGCAGGAGAGGAAGGAGCGGGGGGAGGGGAGGGAGGGAGUGCGAGCUUGAUUGCAGGUAUGGACGGGCCAGAUGGAGGGGGAGAGGCAGGCGGGAUGGACGCGAAGGGCGAUGCACGGAGGGAGCGAGUGCUGGAGUUCUUGCAGAAGAUGUACGGGCCGGGCAUGGGGGCAAGGCAGAUGGGGAAGACGGAGGGCGAGCAGCGGCGGCAGAUCAGGGCAAUGCUGAAGGAGCUCAUGGGGCGGGACUGGAAGACGGUGCUGGAGGGGGAGGAGGAGGGCGAGAAGGAGGGCGAUGGGGAUGGGGAGGGGGCGGGGGAGGGGGAGGGCAAGCCAAAUGUUUUCAGUAUGGUGCGAUUGCGGCGGUUGCUGCAGUCUGAGGCGGGGGAGGAUGGUGAAGAGCUGGGGGAGGUGAAUGAGUCACAGCAGGAGGAAGGGAGAAAGAAGGUGAAGCAGCGUGAGCAGCAGCAAGGCGAGACACGGGAGCAGCAGCAAGGCGAGACACGGGAGCAGCUGAGGCAACACAUGGAGCUGGCGGAGAGAGAAAUGGCUGAGAGGGAAUCGAGGGAGAGGGAGUUAGUGCAGAGGGAGUGGGAGGUGCUGGACGCGAAGCAGCGGUCCAUCCGGUGCUCCCAGCUGGAGGCGGCGGAGCUGUUCGCGCUCUCCCACGCGCCGCGCCUCAUCCACCUCCAACACUCCCCCCAGGCCGACUUCCUGCACGCGCAGGCCAUGGCCAGACGCGCCCAGGAGGCUUCACGGGCUGCGAGUGGGGCUGCGGGGAGGGGGGAGCGGGGCGGCGGGGGGUGGGUGGGGGCGAUGGCGGAGGGCGUGGAGCGCGGCGAGGAGGUGGCGCUGGUGCGCGAGGAGGCUGUUUGCCAGGCACCGUCAAGCAAGCCCAUCACGAAGCACCGCAUCGGGCACCAGCUGAUCGCGAGCGGACAUCCUCUCCCUCCCGCCUCCCUGCACGUGUCAGCAUCACCUUUCCUGCACGUGUCAGCAUCACCUUUCCUGCACGUGUCAGCAUCACCUUUCCUGCACGUGUCAGCAUCACCUUUCCUGCACGUGUCAGCAUCACCUUUCCUGCACGUGUCAGCAUCACCUUUCCUGCACGUGUCAGCAUCACCUUUCCUGCACGUGUCAGCAUCACCUUUCCUGCACGUGUCAGCAUCACCUUUCCUGCACGUGUCAGCAUCACCUUUCCUGCACGUGUCAGCAUCACCUUUCCUGCACGUGUCAGCAUCACCUUUCCUGCACGUGUCAGCAUCACCUUUCCUGCACGUGUCAGCAUCACCUUUCCUGCACGUGUCAGCAUCACCUUUCCUGCACGUGUCAGCAUCACCUUUCCUGCACGUGUCAGCAUCACCUUUCCUGCACGUGUCAGCAUCACCUUUCCUGCACGUGUCAGCAUCACCUUUCCUGCACGUGUCAGCAUCACCUUUCCUGCACGUGUCAGCAUCACCUUUCCUGCACGUGUCAGCAUCACCUUUCCUGCACGUGUCAGCAUCACCUUUCCUGCACGUGUCAGCAUCACCUUUCCUGCACGUGUCAGCAUCACCUUUCCUGCACGUGUCAGCAUCACCUUUCCUGCACGUGUCAGCAUCACCUUUCCUGCACGUGUCAGCAUCACCUUUCCUGCACGUGUCAGCAUCACCUUUCCUGCACGUGUCAGCAUCACCUUUCCUGCACGUGUCAGCAUCACCUUUCCUGCACGGCAUAGGGUUGCUGUACUGCUGGGUGCCCAAGGUGGCGUGCACGAGCUGGAAGGUGUGGAUCCGCCAGCAGCACCACGACAGCCACAGCAACGACCUGCUGUCAACGCACCGCCCCUUCGCCUCCAACAUCACGGAGCUCUGGUACGCGCUGUCGGAGCCGGCAGCCAUCCGCGCCGUGACGCGCCCCGACCUGCUGCGCUUUGUGUUCGUGCGGCAGCCCUUCGAGCGCAUUGUGUCCGCCUACCUCAACAAGCACGUGGCGGGCGGCGGGCCCGACGGAUGGGGGCGCAAGUUCUGGAAUCUGAACUUUUUCGGGCAUCUGGCGUACUUCAGGCAGAUGAACAACCGCACGGGCGGCAACUUCACGUUCCCGGAGUUCGUGCGCCUGGUGGAGUACGGCAUGCGCUUCGACAGGCGCAAGAACAUGGACAACCACCUCGCCCCGCAGUCGCUGCUGUGCGGGCUGGACCGAAUAAGGUACGACCUGGUGGGGCGGUUUGAGCGCAUGGAGGAAGACGUCAAGGCCGUCAUGACGCGCCUGGGCCGCCAGCCGGGCGAUGCGUUUGACUUUGGCAAGAAGAUCCACCCCACCAAGUCCAGAGACCAGCUGCUGCAGCUCUAUAGUGACGCUGCGACAUACUUGAAGGUGAAGAGCACAUACCAGGCGGACAUGGAGGAGCCGUUCAACGCCAUCCACUUCGACCCGCCGCCUGAGCUGCGCGACAAGUUUGAACCAAAGCCAAGUCAAUACAGGGCCGUAUGA
Messenger RNA from Closterium sp. NIES-65, 4830 nucleotides. The record is from the annotation of a GenBank genome assembly. Lineage: Eukaryota; Viridiplantae; Streptophyta; Zygnematophyceae; Desmidiales; Closteriaceae.